This is a messenger RNA of Zymoseptoria tritici IPO323, 388 nucleotides long. RefSeq lists its product as uncharacterized. The record is from RefSeq and is a predicted model, not a curated record. Bases 79 to 342 code for a protein of 87 amino acids. NCBI's taxonomy places the organism in Eukaryota, Fungi, Ascomycota, Dothideomycetes, Mycosphaerellales, Mycosphaerellaceae. The transcript has a single exon.
UUUACGGUCGGUGCUACCCAAGCGAGCGACAACUUGGCCAAUCUCUUCGCACCUCGACUUCCUCUCCCUGCUUUCGACAUGGAGAUGACCGAAGCACCCAGCUGUUCGGGCAUUGACGAGACUCCUUUCGGCGCACGCUCGGCUCCUCGUCGACUCGCAGAACCGGUACCUCGCCUCGGAUCGCCCUUCAUGGAAACGCCACCACCUAGUCGUCAGCACAACACCUUCCCUCGAAGCACUCUGCUGCCGACGACAAUGAACCACGAGCCUUUCCACCAGCGACUGGUAGAGCUUGUGGCCGAGCAUCAGAGCACCAAAGGUCAGCAGCAGCAGCAGCGAUAGAAAUGGUGACGACUUACUUGUGAUCUUCUGGAGUCUUGGGCAUUGC